UAAAUACUGUUACAUUUGGUUUUACGAUUUGAACGAGAUAGUCGUUGUGUGUUUCAAAGCCAGUUCAAUCGACCAAUAACCAAAAACAAAGAAAAUACAAAUUAUGAAUUGAAAGAAAUUAGAUUUUGCCACGGGAGCUCAUGCAGGGACUGUCGAUGAAGUCCUGCUGGCUUCAUCGAGCCAUGAACUUCAACUCUCACUGGAUCGGUUCGCAGCCGAGUGUGAAGCGGCCGGAAUGAGAAUCAGCAUCUCCAAGUCCGAGUCCAUGGUUCUCGUCCAGGAAAGGGCGGAGUGCCAUCCGCGGAGGAGGUUUAAGUACCUUGGGGUCUUAUUCACGAGUGAGGGAAGGAUGGAAUGCAACAUGAACAGGUGAAUUGGUGAGGCGUCUGCAGUGAUGUGGUGUCUACAUCGGUUCGUUGUGGUGACGAAGGAGCUAAGCCCAAAGGCAAAUUUACGGUCCAUCUACGUUCCUAGCCUCACAGAUGGCGGGUACAGGCGACCGAAAUGAGUUUUCUUCGUAGGGUGGCUGGGCUCUCCUGGGCUCUCCCUUAGAGAUAAGGUGAGAAGCACUGUCAUCUGUGAGAAACUCGAAGUAGAAACGCUACUCCUCCGCAUUGAUUGGAGCCAGAUGAGGUGGCUCCGGCAUCUGGUCAGCAUACCUCUUGGACACCGAGUGGAGAUGGAGAUGGAGGGAGAUGGAUGCUUUGAUUAGACAUUACUGCAAUGAGAAAUAUUUCAACCAUGUUGCCAACACUGCAGCAGCUGCACAGACUACAUUUCGUAGUGACCCUAUCUUCAGUGUCUUCCAUGCAUACGGCAUCUUAAUGCAAGGCCAGGUUGGAGAAGCCGCAGCAGAGCUGGACUCAAUCAAAGAUCGAGCAGAGGUGUCUCUCUGCACCAUGAUGGCUCUCAUCUAUGCGGAGAAAAGAAAGAUCCAGCCAGACAAAGAUGUCAUUCAUGAAUAUGAAGCUAAAAUCAGAGAGGAUCGCAACAGUGCAUCUCACCAGAGCCUGUAUCAUGCUGGGAUGUUUCUCUGGACCAUAGGGCGACACGAUAAAGCCAGAGAAUACACCGAGCGAAUGAUCAAGCUCUCCAAUGGCUCCAAAGAGGGGGUAAUCCUGAAAGCGUGGAUAGAUGUGACGUGUGGGAAAGACGAUCAUGCCAGGAAGGCUGGAAAAUGCUUUGAUGAAGGGACGAAAGAUCUUUUUGCACUCAUGGGGAAGGUGCAAUACUGUGAAUAUUGCCAAACCUACGAUGGAGCAUUAGACGUGGCUAACAGAAUCAUUGCCAGUUUCCCUGGGUUCCUGCCUGCUGUCAUUAAGAAGAUGAAGUUGUUUUUAAAGCUCCAAGACUGGGAGCAAACCAUCGAUGCAGCUUUCAGCAUUCUACAAAUGGAUACCAACAAUCUGGAUGCCCUCCAAAUGAUUACUCUGCAUUCUUUGUGUGUCAGUGGAGAUACGGCUGAGUCGGCAAAGACUCUUUCCAAACUCAUCAGCAGUCUGGAGGUCCUGGAACCACACAACCCAGAGCUUGCUUACAAGAUGUGUUUCGCAUUUAGCCGAGCUUGCGGCCGAAACAAGAAAGUGCUGGAACAGCUGUUCAGAAUGGUGGAGAAAGCCUUCGGUCUGACAUCAGGACACUCGGAUUUAGCCACGGAGUCGGGCUAUCUCAUGGUGCUUCAAGGUAGAAUCAAGGAGGCCAUGAAGUGGUACAAGACCGCCAUGGCUCUGGAUGAGACCAGCCUCUCUGCCCUGAUUGGCAUCAUUUGGUGUCAGCUGAUGGAGGGCUGCCUUGAAGAAGCAGAGAAAGAUUUGGAAUUUCUGACAGAAAUUCAACAAUCCACCGGAAGAUCAGGGGAGAUCCUGUAUCUGCGUGCGCUGGUGGCGGUGAAGAAGCACCGGCCCCAAGAAGAGGUAACCAAGCUGCUGGAUGACGCCGUGGAAACCCACUUCUCUACUCUGCAGGGUCUACCUCUGAGUGUGGAGUACUUUCAGAAGCUCAACCCUGACUUCCUGCUGGAGAUCGUCAAGGAGUAUCUAGCCCUGUGCCCUGCUAAGCCUGCGGCUCAGGGCCAGUCUCCUCCUCCGCAGCUCAGACGCUGUGCCGCCUUGUUGGAUACCGUGGUCAAGAUUGUACCGGGUCUCCUUCAAGGGGUCUUCCUCCAGGCCAAAGUCAGAUACCAGUCUGGCGAUGUUGAUGCUGCUCAGAGCAGUCUGCAUCACUGUCUGGAACAAUGCCCUUCUCACACUGACGCCCAUCUGCUCAUGGCACAGAUCCACUUGUUGCGUGGGAACUUCUCUUUGUGUUUCCAGUCACUGGAACUCUGCCUCAGCCACAACUUCCAGAUUCGAGAACAUCCGUUGUAUCUCCUGAUCAAAGCUCAGGCAAAGAAGAAGAUGGGGGAGCUGAGCGAGGCUAUUCAUAUUUUGCAAAUGGCAGUGAGUCUUCCAGGCGUCUGCAGGGCUGGAUCCACAACAACUAAGUCCAAAAACAAGAAGAUUGAGCUGAGUCCUGCCGACUGUGUCUCCAUCUUCUUGGAGUUAGCCGAGGCUUUGCGGCUCAGCGAUAAACAGCAAGAAGCAGCCCAAGUCAUGCAGGACGCCAUUAAUGAGUUCUCGGGGACUCCCGAAGAGCUUUGCGUCACUAUCGCCAACGUAGACUUGGCGUUGCUGCACGGCGACACGGAGCUGGCGCUGAGCAUGCUCAGAAACAUCACACCCGAGCAGCUGUACUACAUCCAAGCCAAGGAAAAGAUGGCAGACAUUUACCUGAACCACAAAAAGGACAAGCGUCUGUAUGUGAGCUGCUACAGGGAAAUAGUGGACAAGCUACCCAGCGCUCACACUUACGUCUUACUGGGGGAAGCUUACAUGCACAUUUUAGAGCCAGAGAAAGCCAUUGAGGUCUAUGAGCAUGCGCUGGACAAAAACCCAGAUGAUGCCGCUCUCGUCAGUAAAUUUGGCAAAUUUCUGGUCAAGGCGCAUUACUUCGACAAGGCAAUACAUCACUACGAGGCCGCGCUGACGACUGAGCAACACAACUUCCUGCGUUACGACCUGGCCGAGCUGCUCAUGAAGAUGAAGCAGUACGAGCGCUGUGAGGCGGUUCUGCGCCACGCCGUCGCCCAUGAGCCAGUGAACAGAAGAUGUGUCCUGUCAAACCACUGCCGUUAUCUCAUGCUGCUGGCAAAGGUCCAAAAUAAAGAUGACAAAGGCGAGGAAGCCUUAAUCUCCCUGCAAAGAGCGCAAGACGUCCAGGCCAAGGUGCUGAAGCGAGUGGAAUCGGAGGCGCCUGACGCCGUCCCCGCGCAGAAGCAGCUCGCCGCCAAGAUCUGCGCUGAGAUCGCGCAACACUACACCGGUCAGAGGGGCUACGAGAGAGCCAUCAAGUUCUACAAAGAAGCGCUUGUGUAUUGUGAGAGCGAUCACAAGGUGAUGCUGGACUUGGCGCAGAUGUUCCUCACCCUAGACGAGGUGGAUGCGUGCCAGGAGCAAUGCAGCGUCAUCUUGAAGAAGGACCAGUUUAAUGAGGAUGCAACUCUGAUGAUGGCUGACCUUAUGUUCAGGAGGCAAGACUAUGAGCAGGCGGUCUUCCGCUAUCAGCAACUGUUGGAGCGCAAGCCAGACAACUAUGCUACUUUUUCACGCUUCAUUGACCUGCUGAGGAGGGUGGGGAAGUUGGAAGAGGUGCCCAGAUAUUUUGAUAGAGCGGAAAACCGCUCUUCCAGGGCGUGGUUUGAUCCUGGCUUCAACUACUGUAAAGGACUUUAUCUUUGGCACACAGGAGAACCUCAUGCUGCCCUGCAACACCUCAACCAGGCACGAAAAGACAACAAGUGGGGUCAAAAUGCUCUCGAGAAGAUGAUUGAAAUCUACCUAAAUAUCAAUAACGACACCAUGGGGGUAGAGUUGUUUCAUUUAGAUGGUGGAAUCGGGGCUUCCACAGAGAAACAGGAGAUGGAGUUGGUUGCCACGACAACAGCUCAGCAGCUCCUGAAGGAGAUCAAGCCAGAGACCCCAGCAGGACACGUCCAGCUUCGUAUCCUGGAGAGCUACUGCUUACUGGCCACCAAGCAGAAGGCCAACGUAGACAAAGCCCUCUCGGUAUUCACAGACAUCGCAACAAGUAUGAAAAACCACGUCCCAGCCCUGUUGGCCAUGGCCACGUCCUUCAUGGUGUUAAAGCAACCCGCUCAAGCCAGGAGCCAAUUAAAACACAUCGCCAGGAUGACUUGGAGUGUUGUUGACGCCGACCAGUUUGAGAAGAGCUGGCUGCUCCUGGCGAACAUCUACAUCUACUCAGGGAAGUACGACCUGGCCGAUGACCUCCUGAAGAGAUGCCUCCAUCACAACAAGUCAUGCUUCAAAGCAUACGCAUAUCGAGGUUUCAUGAUGGAAAAACAGCAGGCCUUCCAUGACGCAGCGUUCAACUAUAAAUUGGCUUGGAAAUACGGAAACCAGUCCAACCCGACCAUUGGAUACAAACUUGCUUUGAAUUACCUGAAAGCAAAAGAAAAUGUGGAUGCCAUCGACGUCUGCCAUAAAGUGCUUGCUACUUAUCCCAAUUACUUGGGCAUUAGAAAGGACAUCUUGGAGCCAGCUUGUGCUGCUUUGAGGCCGUAAGCGGUCCAGCUUUCACCCCAAAUGUAGGAUUCCAGUUUAAUUGCAUGAAUUGUUGCAUAGGCUGUUCACCAGCCGACAGAUGCCGUGGAUUCAUGCUUUGACACCUCAAAGUUGGACCACAAUUCAUUCAUUCAUCCAACGAAUAAAACCUUUGUUAACGCUCCAGGAUAUGUUUUCAGUGAAAUUGUAACAUUAUUACUUGUCUUACAUGUAAGAUUUUGGGGGGUUCUUUUCGUUAUUCACUCUAUUACAGACUCGCGAGCAUGUGGAUGUUUCUUCCGUCUUUAUUCACCAUCACA
Messenger RNA from Dunckerocampus dactyliophorus (ringed pipefish), 4921 nucleotides. Its product is annotated as tetratricopeptide repeat protein 21B-like. NCBI's taxonomy places the organism in Eukaryota, Metazoa, Chordata, Actinopteri, Syngnathiformes, Syngnathidae. Gene Ontology annotation, biological process: RNA processing; protein localization to cilium; intraciliary retrograde transport. The record is from RefSeq and is a predicted model, not a curated record. The coding region runs from base 696 to 4622 and encodes 1308 amino acids. Gene Ontology annotation, molecular function: protein binding. Gene Ontology annotation, cellular component: intraciliary transport particle A. The transcript is spliced from 29 exons.